This is a messenger RNA of Patiria miniata (bat star), 3199 nucleotides long. RefSeq names its product beta-1,4-galactosyltransferase 7-like. The coding region runs from base 141 to 1103 and encodes 320 amino acids. Gene Ontology annotation, biological process: carbohydrate metabolic process; proteoglycan biosynthetic process. The transcript has 7 exons. Gene Ontology annotation, molecular function: xylosylprotein 4-beta-galactosyltransferase activity. The record is from RefSeq and is a predicted model, not a curated record. NCBI's taxonomy places the organism in Eukaryota, Metazoa, Echinodermata, Asteroidea, Valvatida, Asterinidae.
AAACUUGCACAAGCAGCUUGUAAUUCCGCAUUAAGACGUAGGGUUUAAGACAUUCCAACGUGUGAAGGAAGUUUGGCAGUCGUAAGAUUAUGCGGUGACGAAGUUCUCUAUAAACAUGUUGGUGUUGACUGGAGUUCCAGAUGGCCUGUUACCGAUUACUGACCCCCACUCGUCUUAUCUUGGUCGUCUUGACUGUCUGCUUGACCAGCUUCAUUCUCUUCUCCAUCACUGACGACUGUACCUGCGCCAGCAUCGAUGUCCUGGUGCAGAAAGUACGCAAUCUCCAAGAGGAAAUUAGGACUAAAGAUGAUGCACUUACAAACUGCAAAACGGCUAAGAGAGGCGGCGAGGAGGGGGAUGAUGCGGUGGGAGACGCGAGCUGGGACCCUCAUGUCCUCUGCAUUCUUGUGCCCCACCGGGAUCGCUUUGAAGAGCUGAUGGAGUUUGUGCCGUACAUGGACAAGUUUUUAUCACAACAGAUGGUGCGGCAUAGAUUUGUAGUUAUUAACCAGAUUGACGCGCAUAGAUUUAACAGAGCAUCACUUCUCAACGUUGGCUUCAAGGAGUCUCGUGACAAGUGCAACUACAUCGCCUUGCACGAUGUGGACCUUCUUCCCAGAAACCCUGCCAUCACAUACCACUAUUCCAAUGUGAAGGAUGGGCCUUAUCAUGUGUCUGCUCCAGAACUUCACCCUAAAUAUGACUACGAAGAGUUCAUUGGUGGAAUUAUUUUGAUGUCGGUAGAACAGUUUGAUCAAUUGAACGGUUUAUCCAAUCGAUUCUGGGGGUGGGGCAGAGAAGACGAUGAGCUGUACAUGAGGAUACAAGAAGCACAAAUGAAGAUUACCAGGCCCAAAGGCAUUACCACUGGAAGAAAAACAUUUUUCCACAUCCACGACAAGAAACGAAGGAAAAGGGACAUGAAGAGAAUCGGCAACCAACAUAGGGAAUCCUUUCACAGAGACAGAGAAACAGGGUUACACAAUGUCCAGUACAAUGUGCGCAGCCGUCAACAGCUCAGCAUCAACGGGGCCAAAGCGACUUUGUUACACGUGAAGUUUGACUGUGAUGUGGAGGCUACCCCUUGGUGCGAUGAUUCGUAGACGUCCAACUUGGAGCUAAACCCUAUUACCUUCUCAGAUCCCUCAAAAUCCAUCCGGAUGUUUUGUAAGAUUUUGCAGGAUUGAGGAAAGCAGAGCCCAGCCACUGUUAUGAGUCCGAAACUGGCUUCCAGAGCUACGGCUAAGUCGGUUGUGAGGAUAAUCCCAUGUAGUUGUAAUGAUUGAAGACCUAGACCAUAGCUCUAGAUUUGGAUGCUGCCUUACUUGAUGCCUGUUAAAACUUUUUAAGUGUAAAGAAAGUGUCAUUGGGCUCCUGCAUGUAUAGUGGAGGAUUUCGGAGGAUCUAGGAACGGCAUUAGCAAGUUUUCCUUUGUAAUAUUCACUAUGAACUGUGGACUGUAGACUACGCCCCGUGACCACUCGUGAAAGUUUGUAGGGGAGACACGUGCGUUCGUUCACUUGUUUCCCGUGCAUAUGGCAUGAAGUAGGGACGAUGAAUUUUGAUGUGUCUUCGUGGGAGUGGCAGGUGUACUGUAGCAGUGCAUUCAAGCCCCUCGCACUGGUCCCCCUCUCUUUGUAAGCGAGCGAGGGGGUACUUUUGCAUCGAGUCCACCAUGAGUCUACUGCUGUAAACUCCAGGCUUGUUACCGUAGACUAGAACACGGUGUGAUGGCUGUGUUUCCAGCUCCUAAGUGUGUGUCAAUGCAUUGUUCCCUGUUGUCAAGCUAAUUUUUUAACAUAGUACAAUCGAACCUCGUUAGAACAAACUCUGUUAAUACAAAAUUCUGGUUAUAACAAACAUAAAGCUUUAGUCCCGCCUGUGCAUUUAUGUGCACAAUGAAUGGGACUGAUGUUCCUCUAAUAAUACAAAAUUCUGAUAUAACAAACAAUUUGGUUAUGUCUGAACGAGUUUGUAUUGACGAGACACGACUGUACAUGUAUUCCCUGCCAAAACAUGUGGGCAGUUUGAUUCGGCUAAAUCCAUGAGCUUUUUUGUCAUAACCAAAGGAAUUUUAUAUAACCCUAUGCACCUCCAUUGGGUAAACUGUAUGCUGCAAAUAUUAACAGCUUGCUUGUUUUUUUUUCAGUUCAAACACAUUAUGCAAAUAACCGUAUUCAAACCCAAUAAGUACAUGUAGUGUUUUUGACGUCUCCGAUAAACAGUUCAUGCAGUCUGACGCUUACCAAUGGUCUCACCAAGAUUAUCAGGGUCUGGCAUGUGAUCUGCUUGCUCCCCCCUACUUACAAAAUUUGGAGAUGACAAAUUGAGCUUUUUGUUGUUAGACUUAGAACCCCCCCCCCCCUGAAAAAAAUCUGGACCCUAUUAAUAUCACUGAGAAAUCCGAAGGACACUUUAGAAUUUGGCGAUGUACAAAAAUACACAAAAAAAGGAAGGCCUGAUUUCUUCAACAUUGACAUUCCAUAUCAUGGGUUCUGCAUGUUAACAGGGUAUUAUAUUGUGCUUAAGUUUAUAGCUGGACAGAAUUGGUUGAAAGCUUCGAGAAAUGUAUUACAACUGACCAAAUAAAGCUUAUUAUUACAACCCUUGGUUUCCAUCCCACCAAAGCAGGUUCUGUACCGCUCUGUUCUGAAUUAUAUGAGAUAUUAUUAAAGUUAAAUAUGAGAGGCUGAAUUAACUGUUUAUUCAUAUUUUUGCUGAAGAGAAAAUGAAAGUUUUAACCACAAAAAUACGAAUGAUGUAAUGAGUAGUUGUAAUAUGAACCAUAAAUAGUUAAAAAUGUAUUAGACUUUUUGUUCCUUUAUUUCACAAGACAAUUGUGACAGUAUCUUACAAAAUGAGUCCCAUGUUUUUCUUUACUUGGGGCCUACCUUUUAUCAUAUCUAGUCGAACAAGCAUAAUCUGCUCAACAUGUUGGUAUUAUAAAGAUGCAGAUAUGAACUUCUUUUAAAAAGCAAGGCCUAGGCUUAUCACAAACAGCCCGCGAUUGUGAUUCAUUUUGUUGGGUUGAGUAAGUAUAAAAUUCUGUUUCUGUUUCACAGAAAAUUAUACCGUAUGCAAUUUUGUUUAUAUAGCUUAUUGUCAAAGAUUUUGUAACAUCAAAUUUGAACUGAUUAUAAAAUUACUAUUGUAAUAAUGACUAUCCUAGUUGUUGCAAUAGAAAUAUUAAUAACGGUAA